GAAUUCCCGAUCAUCGGCUGGGCGGGUACGUACCAAUCCUCCAAUUCAAUUGGAUCUCACUCAGCCUAGAAUCUGUGUAUCACACCACGACAUUUACUGCGAGCGACAUACCGAGACGACGAAUUGAACAUCAACCUACGAACCUACGACCUCACGAAGCCGAUCUCGGGCAAAAUUGGUCUGGAUCAAGAUGACGACCGCCUAGAAUGGCCACUCCAAGCCCCGCCCCUUCAAGGGUCGCCGUUAACGCUCUCCGCGGUGUUCUCCUAACAACGUCCUGCUCAGUCAUUAUCCUUGCUGAAGAACGACGUCGACGACUCAAUAUCGCUCGAGCCGCACUCGAUAAUGCCAAGAAGCUUCAUACUGCGCGGGUGAACCGCAACUCGGCUGCGCUGGCUGAGAGCUACAGUAGUAGACGAGAAACCUUUCCAAUUGAAAUCGCCCACGAUUUCUCGCACGCACCUGCCAACAAUGCUGUGCGCCGUCGUCGAACAAGAAUCGACUCGUUGGAGCAUGAAUUAUCGCGCCCGAAGGAGAUUGAGCAUAUAGAGUCUUUUGAGACAACAUUGCCUGAGGAUGGGGACUCAACAAGCACGCCUCAGAAUCGCCAGAGGAGAUGGGACGAGUGGGAUGCAGCACGAAAGGAAUUGUCACGAAUAUCAGAAAACAGCACAUUCUCCCACAAUGCCCUUUCUAUCAGGUUAUCGCCAGAGAUCAGCCUACCAACCACAUCAUUACCAAGGACACGAUCAGCCAACACCAGGACGAGCACCAUCUCGAAUGACGCACGGGCGACACACCAGACCAAAGCCAGGAAGGACGCUAUUGCAGGCUCAACGGAAAUAUACACGACGGAGAACACCUCAAAGGCAAGCGAUGGACAAGUUAGUGCAACAAAAUCAGAGCCACUUGAUGAAACCUUGAUCGGACUACAAGAAUCGCGGUCACUGCUGGAUAAUCUCCUUGUGGAGAUAGAGUCCCAAGACUUGCCACGCGAAGAGCGUGCACAGAAAGAAAUGAGAGCUGCCAAAAUGCUUAAACAGUUGACCUCAACACAGAGUGAAGAGGCCCAGGAGAUUUUAUCAAGAGGCAUCCGCAUACUUCAGUCCACAGCAGUCUCACGGGAAUACGGCACCAUCCCACUCAUUCUCGAAGCCGUCCGUCCCGCUUGCAGCGAUAUUUGUCUUUUAGCCGUACCCUUUCUUGACAGUCUUUUCCGAAACCGCGAUGUUGAGGGUGUGCGGCAUCUACUGCGAAGUCUAUCACGCUUUGAGCCUCAAUCGAAGGAGGCAGUGAAUACCAAUCGCAAUGAAUGGGCCACUCGGCUACUUAUGCAUUACUGGAGGAAGACGAAGGACUUCCUGGAGGUCAAGAAGAUUUAUGCCUUCCUCCAAAAAGGCGGUAUUUUUGACGAGGAUAUAUUUUCUUCGUCUACUCAGUAUGCUGUCAGACGCAGAAUUACCCUGAUUGCUCUUGAUGCUGGGGAUGAUGCGACUGCAAGCGCAGAGAUGUCCCAGCUCCGCGGGAUGAGACCGAAGGCCUCGGGUGUUGAUGUCAAGCUUCGUGGGAGAUUCAUUGUACGCGAAGCUGAACUGGGACAAUGGGACGAGGUCACGUCUGGACUUGAGACUUUCGGGCCUAAAGCAAAGCAAUCCUCCCAAUUUCAGAAUGUUCUCUCCUGGCUGACAAAGAUCUAUUGUAAGGAUCACACGACCGCGGAGAUGGACAUCUUUGUAAGGGAGCUUGUCAGCAACCACCAAAUGAGUUUGAACAAGCCCUUGGCAUUCUUCGUUAUGGAUAGGCACGGCCGAACCCGCAAUCUUCAAGCCCUGGUUGCGUGGGUGCAAUUCUGCCAAGACGGUGGCCUGGAAAUGGACCAGAUCUUCUUCAACGAGAUUGCCGACAAGUGCUGCAGAUACUGGAACCUGUCGAGAGCUGACGUGGUCCGCAUGCUGAAGGAUGCACGAACUUCUGCACCUUGGCUGAAGGAUCCUCUUCUGACCAGCUACGCCAGUGAAGGUGGUCUGCAUGACCUUCACAAGCCCCUGCCAGGAGAAAAGGCAGACAGCUAUGGAAUUGCCCCGACUCUGCCUGAACGCCGAGGUGACUCGAUAUCUAUCUAUGAGCGAGCAGCAUUCAAACAUAUGAAUACUCUGGCGCUCAAGAACGACUGGAGCGGUGUCUACACCGCCUACAAGGAGGCAACUAAGAAGGGCCUUGGCGAUUCAUCACGAUGCCUUCGACUUGCUGUUGUCGCCAAUAUUCACUUGGAAGGACCCCAUUCGGGCACAGUGUCGUGUCUCAUUAAUGAGGCAUACAUAAGGAAACACGACAUUAGCGGUGCUUUGGUUCCCAUGCUGGUCGCUCGACUUGAGGCUGGUGACAAUGUGAGUGAUCUGCUCCAUGAGAAUCUUGCCAAGGGUCAACACAUUCACGACAGUGUAUACAACAAGGCCGCUCGUGUUCUCACUCAGAAGGGUAACCCUGAAGCCGCGAUCAAGGUCUGCGAAAUGGCGGCACAGCAGAAUGGUUUGGGUGAGCUGGCAUACAACAAGUUCAACUUUGCCAGUCUCAUCCACUCAUAUACUGGACAAGGGCGUUACAGAGACCUGAUGUCACUCAUUGCAAGCUUCAUAUCGAAGUCAGAGUGGUGGCAGGGUAGCAAAGAAUGCAAGGAAUCCGUCAAGUUGGCUAUGAAACAUGUGGCAUCAAGGGCAUCAAGGGACCACAGGCGCGAGAACACGCAUAAGCAAGUCCUAUUACGUCUUGACGAUGCUCUUGAACAUAUCAAGUCCUUACGGGCCACGAACAAACAAGAGCGGGAAGCUGUUACCAAGGAGGUUGUUGGAGCUUUCAAGACGGUGGAAGAGCCAGUGGCAUUUGAAGGAGGCUUCUUUCCAGACACACAAUCUGGGCGCCAGACGCCAAAAGAUAAGCGGAAUACAGACUGGGAGUUGUCUUCAAGACGAGAUUCAACACCCCAAGCAUUGAGCGAGUCGAGGCAUAGGAUCGUUGAGGACGAAUUGCCUGCUCGACAGCAGAAGAUAGAUGAGGUCCGAACAGCACGACACGAGAGGACGAAACGAGAGAGGACGCCUUCGCCUGAGAUUUCCGAGGAUGAAAUAUAUUUAGAGAAGCAGACAGCAGGAGCAAUGGCUUGAGGUAAGAAGAUGUAUAGUUAGAAGACAUAUGCAUUGGCAUGGCGUAGACAUUAUGGUUACAGAAGAGGCUUUGGGGAAUAUCAGCUUCUUGGUCACAUUUACUUUUCUUUGUGGCCUGAGAACAUGAGAAUAUGAUGGUAUCUGUUAUGGUACUAUCUGCAAGAGAAACAAUACAAAACA
Molecule: messenger RNA, 3341 nt
Organism: Fusarium redolens
Lineage: Eukaryota; Fungi; Ascomycota; Sordariomycetes; Hypocreales; Nectriaceae
Exons: 1
Coding region: 207-3161 (984 amino acids)
Source: RefSeq, a predicted model, not a curated record